Molecule: messenger RNA, 833 nt
Organism: Anopheles coustani
Lineage: Eukaryota; Metazoa; Arthropoda; Insecta; Diptera; Culicidae
Exons: 3
Coding region: 81-350 (89 amino acids)
Source: RefSeq, a predicted model, not a curated record
GUUCGGCACUCAGUCGACCAAAAAUUUUCAACCUCGCAUCAGUUGAAAUAAUUUCCACUGACCCAUUUGCCUGGAACAAAAUGCAGUCUGCUCGUCCAGUUGCCAGUUUGGCUAUUCGAAAUGCCGCCUUCCUGGCCCGUGGCUACCAUGGACCGAGUAAUUUCCGUGUGUACACAAUGAACGACAUGCCUGUUCCGGAAGGAGAUUUCUUCGAGGAACAUCGACGCAAAAACCGUGUUUAUAACGCGAUGCUGGGUGCUGGUAUAGUCAUCUUUGGAAUCGCUUUCACGGUGGCAAAGGAAAGUGGUUUGAUCUACUUCAACUAUAACCCCCCGAAAAGCUUGAAUUAAUAAGGUUACUGAGAUGUAUGGAGCCUUAACAGACGAUGAUCCGUACUAGUCAAAAUAAAUCGGAUUGAAAUAGUGAAUUGCUGUUCGAAUAUGAUUUGGUUUGAUAACUUCUGCAGCAAUGUCCGAAGUGUGCAGUUGUUUUGGGGGUGAAUAAAACGCGUUUCGAAAUUAGGACAAUGAAUGUAAAGGAUGCGGAAACACCACGCUAGAAAUGGUUUGCUCGAAUCUCAAUACUAGCACCCACCCCCGCUGGUUUAACAACUGACCACCAAUCUACUGUACACUGAAUAUCAAUAGAUCACAAUAAAACCACUCGGAAAGAGGCCAAGUCCUACAAAGAUUUCGGGUCACAUAAAAAAUUUGAUUUGUAUAGGAUAUAAUGGAAUUUAUGCAGCACUUCUGAACAUGUACAAAAAUUGAUGUGUUCUAAAGUAUAAUAGCUUUAAAACUAAAAAUUAUUGUGAUACAUAUUGUUACGGUGCG